Messenger RNA from Numida meleagris (helmeted guineafowl), 1028 nucleotides. It is a transcript of the gene HEMGN, whose product is annotated as hemogen. The record is from RefSeq and is a predicted model, not a curated record. Gene Ontology annotation, biological process: regulation of osteoblast differentiation; cell differentiation. The transcript is spliced from 4 exons. Lineage: Eukaryota; Metazoa; Chordata; Aves; Galliformes; Numididae. Gene Ontology annotation, cellular component: nucleoplasm. The coding region runs from base 360 to 902 and encodes 180 amino acids.
AUCUCAUUCUGGAAGUGAGAAGCAGGGCCAUGCAGCAUCCUGAUGGGCCACGCAGCUCCUCUCUGCUCUGAAGGAGUCACAGUUUGGCAGCAGCGAGCAUGAGUUUCCUAUCUGAAGCGGAACUGUUGUACAGAAACACCAGCGUGUUUUGCAGUCCACAUAGUAGGUCCUGGGCAGACGCUCACACACCUUUGAACUGUGAUAAGGAGAAUAUUAUUACCCUACUGGUGGCCUGGUCAGAUAAGUUGUUUGCGGAGGACAGUCUGCAUUUCUUUCAAGCUCUCAUUCUGCUGCACCAGUAACUCCAGAUUCCAUUCCCAAGGAAAUCAGCCGCUUCUUCUUUGAAACCGCAAAGAGCAAUGGACAGUUUAGGGAAAGACCAUGAUUAUUCCAACACUUCUCUGCCUUCCUCCACAGCCCACGAGGAGAACGCUGAGCCAGGUGCCACCAUGUCCCGCCGCUUGAGAGACCGGGAGCUGCUCCGGAAGAGAAAGGCAGAAGCCAAGGAGAAGGAUUCAAUUCAGUGGGCUCUGGGGGAGCAUGAGAGGAGCAAGCGGCAGAGGAGGGGCCGAGGUGCCAGGCGAGGAAAGGGCCGCGAGCAUGUCGUGGAGCCCACACCACAGCCAAAACCACAGCCAAACCCUCAGCCCCCAAAGAAGGAGGAAGCUGAGACGAUGUCCUCCAUGGUGAUGCAGCAAGCCGAGUCUCCCCAGAUGGACGUGCAGGACCUGUUUUCUGGGGUGCAGCUGGCAGAUCUGGAAGGGAUGCUGGGAUCUGGGAGCCAGAGUCCCCUGGGUGAAGAGGACAUGCUGAAACUGGCAGACGAAAUACAAGACGUAUUGAAUACUUCGCUGGAAAAGAACGAAUCGGAUAGCGAGAUGUACUCAUCGAGUCUAUUUUAAAGUUUUAUUUUAAAAUAUAUAUGUAUUCUUCUAAUUUUUAUGACUAAGAAAUACUGGAAAGCCUUGCAGGGAGACUUAAAAGCUGUUCCUUCCUCGGGAACAAUAAAAAACUGACUCUCUCUCCAC